UCUCUCUGCAUUGAGUCUCGUCAUGGACGCACUGCACCUCAACUUUACGUCUGCGCCCAAGGGCAAGAUGCACCCUGUGGUGGUGCUCUCGGUCAUUGACCAUUACAUGCGCCGUCCCGAGGGCCAGAACAGGGUCAUCGGUGCCCUGCUGGGGACCCGCGGCGUGAACGGCGUCGUCGAGAUCCGCAACUCCUUCCCCGUUCCGCACUCGGAGACCGCCGACGAGGUUGCGGUGGACAUGGACUUUAUGGCUGUGCAGAGGGAGCUGCACAUGGAGACGUUCCCGGAGGACGACAUUGUGGGCUGGUACGCGACGGGGCCGGAGAUCACAGAGUACUCGAUCCUGCUGCACGAGUUCUUUGCGUCGUCGGGCUCGCGGCAUCCGAUCCACGUGACGGUGGACACGACGCUCUCGAACGGGCGGCUUGCGAUCCAGGGCUACGUCUCGUCGGUCCUGCAGAUGGGCUCGGCCUCGUUUGGCACGCAGUUCCACCCCAUCGAGGUUGGGAUGGCCUCGUUUGAGGCCGAGCAGAUCGGGCUCAACCUCAUCUCGCGUGGCCUCUACUCGGCUGACGGCACCACGCCGCUUGCCGAGGAGAUGAACAACCUGGAGAGCUCGCUCGCGCAGCUGGCGGACCACCUGGACGAGGCCGCCAACUACGUUGACGGCGUCCUGGCCGGCUCCAUCCAGCCCGACAACAAGAUUGGCCGCUUCCUGCUCACCGCCGUCUCGGCCGUUCCGCAGAUCGAGGCCGACGCCUUUGUCGACAUGCUCGACUCGAACAUCAAGGACCUGCUCAUGGUUCUCUACCUCUCGGACCUCAUUCGCACACAGCUGCAUCUCUCGGACAGAAUCGACAAGGUCCUGGCCAAGCACGCCCGCAAGGAGGAGAGCGCGACGGCGUCUGCGUAAAGGCAACAGUGAAAUUG
Thecamonas trahens ATCC 50062 is the source of this 930-nucleotide messenger RNA. Its product is annotated as eukaryotic translation initiation factor 3 subunit F. NCBI's taxonomy places the organism in Eukaryota, Apusomonadida, Apusomonadidae. Gene Ontology annotation, molecular function: translation initiation factor binding; translation initiation factor activity; metallopeptidase activity. The coding region runs from base 23 to 913 and encodes 296 amino acids. Gene Ontology annotation, cellular component: eukaryotic translation initiation factor 3 complex, eIF3m. Gene Ontology annotation, biological process: translational initiation. The transcript is spliced from 2 exons. The record is from RefSeq and is a predicted model, not a curated record.